Girardinichthys multiradiatus is the source of this 1670-nucleotide messenger RNA. RefSeq names its product myelin-associated glycoprotein-like. The record is from RefSeq and is a predicted model, not a curated record. The transcript has 13 exons. Bases 152 to 1309 code for a protein of 385 amino acids. Lineage: Eukaryota; Metazoa; Chordata; Actinopteri; Cyprinodontiformes; Goodeidae.
AGUAAACAUAUCUGUCAGCAGCCAAACUUCAAAAAAUUUUUCUGAAGUGUUUUCAGCAAACAGCUCAGACAAGACAGUAACCCCUUUAGAUUCUUUCAGGGUUUUAAUAAGUCAACUCAGAGGGGUUUAUAUCUCUACCACGUUUAGAAGAAUGGACCAUAAGAGAAAGAUCACGAUGUGUUUGUUUCUGGCUGCCAUUUGCAGCUCAGUGUUUGGAGAAGAGUGGAAGGCCACUGUUUCAAAAAACGUUGAGGCUCUACCCAGCUCCUGUGUUGUGCUGCCUUGUACAUUCACUCAUCCUGCGAGUUUGCCUAACUCCAGACUCAGGGGCAUCUGGCAUCGUAAGGACAAACAGAAAGAGAACUUCUACCAUGAGGAUCGCACACAGAUCUUGGACAGCUUUAAGGGCCGAACAAAGUUGCUGGGAAACCUGGGUGAAAACAACUGCACCUUAGAAAUAAUUGAAGUUAAAGAUCACGACAAUGGCCCUUUCUGUUUCCGCAUUGAAUAUGUGAAAAGAGACGACAACCAACCCACUACAGAAAAGUUCUCCUUUGUUGAGGAAUGUACUGAAAUCAAAAUGCUCUAUAACACACCUCAAAUCAAACUGGAUACCCAAAAGAGAGCCAUUCCAGGAAAAGCCUACACCGUCACCUGUUCCGUUCGCCACACCUGCCCCUCGCGUUUGCCUCAAUUUACAUGGAGUCGUGGAAGUAAGGAUGAAAUCAUUGAAGUUCAUAAACACAUUCAUUUAGAAACCUGGGAAACAGAGUCCACGCUGGCUUUCAUCCCGGAGGAGAAGGAUGAUGACACCGAGCUCACAUGCACAGCAACAUUUAAUGGAGGGAGGAAAUCGUUUACAACUUUACUACUUAAUGUAAAACGCAUGGAAAACUACAACCACAUAAUCAUUCCCACUGUUGCAGUAGCUGCCACUGCUGUCCUCUUUGGACUCCUCUGUGUUUUGAUGGUGAAAAAGUACAAGAAACACAUUCAAGAGCUUCAAAGUCAGGAGGGCAGCAUGUGGAACAGGAUGUCUAGACUGUCUCGCAGACUCCGUUCUGGUGCCUCAGGACCAACUCGCUCCGAUCAAAGGAGGUCUAUUUGGAGCCGAUUUUCUAGGAGACCUCAAAGGGAUGCGUAUGAUCAGAGUCCCAACAAUGCAAACACCUGUGGUGGACAGAAAGCUAGCAAGCCUCGCUUCCCAUCUCCAAAGAGGCAGCCAAAAUCCUGCAAUUACAAUGAGGACAUUGAUGACAAUGAUGACUACAUUAACACUGCAGAGCAGAAUGUUUAUGGAAACAUAUAAAUAAUUAAGAGCAGCUUCACAAUGUAAGAGCUGAUGAUGAAAGUAUACAACCAAUGUAAUUCUCAGCAUCCUUUUUUUAACUGUUGAUUUAGGGAACAUACUUUAUACAUACAUACAGAUUAAGGUUUAACUAUAUCAGCUAUGCUCGUUAAGGUUAUAUUUAAAAGGCACAGUCUGCAACUGUUGCCAUCCUUGUCAAUAAAGGUGUAAGGUGCUGCAUGCUCAUACUGAUUAUUUCUAUGUGUGUAUAUAUAUUGAAAAUGUAAAAGUACUUUUUGUCCAAAAUGACAUUGCGUUGUGUAAUCUUUGAUGUAUAACUGUGGCAAAUGUUAUGUUCAUGAAAAUAAAUGUGAGCAUUGGA